AUGUUUGAAAAUAUAGCUAUAAGCGUUCAUCGGAAACGUCUGCGAGCGAAUCGGAAAUCAUCCCAAGUUAUCUCGAAACACAAGGAGCUUAAAGUAUUGGAGAGGAUAUAUAAAAGUGCCACGAAACUACAGCAGAGAAAACUAAGACAACCACGAAUUAGGAAAGCUGUAGAGAAAUUAAUACAUGAAGAAAUAGCUAUCAAAGGAAAUGUACCAGUCGAUGAUUAUGAAGAAUGGCAUGAACCACGAUUGCUGCGACGACCUGCAGAAGAAUAUAAAAAAGAAACUAGAGGAAGAAAGAAAGUACUGGAUACAACAAAUUUGGACUACAAAGUGGUACAGUUCCUUCUGAAGCAACGAUUAGGACGAGGAUCUGUUGAUUUUGAACCUGAUUUUAGUGUCUAUGGAGAAAAAGAACAAGAUGAUCGAAUUGAAUAUGAAGAUAAAAACGAAAGUGAAGGUGAAAACGAUGAAAAUAGUUAUAAUUCAAACGGCUUUGACGAUAGAGAUUCUAACAACCACAAUAAUGAACAAUUAGAAAAUGAUGACGAUGAUGACGAUAUCGACGACGACCUUGAUGAACAUGAUGAAGCUUAUGAGGAAUAUGAUAUUGUUGCUUCUCAUAAACUAGACCAGUUCACAAACGCAGUGGAUGGUCGUGGUGGGGAAGCUCGUAAAAACUUUUUAAUCGAGUCUCAAGGCUUGGAAAUUAUCCCCUCACCAAGUGAAAUCAAAUCGGAAGUCACUAAACAUAUUACCAACUUGAAUACGCUUUUGCAUUUAAAUAUUCUACGACGCAAUUGGAAAAUGGCAUACAAGAUAUUCUGCAUCCUUGUUAGAUUUCCACAAGUUGAUGUGCGACAAAUUUGGCCAUUAGGGGUGGAGGUUUUAAUACAACUAUCAAAGGUAGAGGAAAGCCAACAUAAACAACACAAAGUUGGCACAACAUUUGACAAGAAAGCCCGCAAAUUCUUUGAGUACAUGAAUAAUUUCUAUUCUGUUGCCAAACAAGGCUCAGCUAGCUAUAACAACACAGAUAGACCAGACCUUGCUCCUGUUUAUAGAGGAGGUACGAUUAAAGUAACACCGUUAUAUCUAAUCUGUUCAUUGUGGCACUUAUUUGUAAGAAGAGAGUAUGAACAUGUCCAGCGAGAAAUCCAAGAUUUGAUCUUAGUGCCACCAUAUAGCUCGGAAGGUGUUUUGUAUUACAUUCUAGCACUUUGCAGGGUAUGUCAAUGUGAAGAAAUCGUUACUCAUUUUGCGAUGCAAUCAGAUUUUGCAAAAUUCAUAGAAUUAGAGGCAAGUUAUCGGACUUAUAGUGAUUGCAAGCAGUUACUUGAGCUGAAAAACGAAAUGAUUAUGAAAGAUUUGGAGAAUUGUCAAAAAUACAACUUUCUCGUUCCUCGCAAGGAGAUAAAAGAGCAAUUGAGCGAAAUCAGAGAAAAGUUGGAAAUAAUAUAUAACGAACAAAAUGCAGAAAAAAGUGACUAUAACCACGCAUCUGGGUUGAGCGAAGACAUAGAGGGGCAAGGAGAAAAAGAGGAAGAAAUAGGAGGAGGAGAAGAAGAAGGAGAAGAAGCAGGAGCGGCGCAAGCGGAUUGGAGCGUUGUGCUUGACGAUGAUGAUGAUGAUGAUGAUGAUGAGUCUCAAAAUAAAAAAGUUCAAAAUGAAGUUACCAAUGAUGAUUAUCUGCAUAGUGAUCUGGAAUUUAAUAACUGGGACGUUGUAAAUGAUAAAUACGAGCGAGCAAGUAUACGAAAUGUUGAUGGCAUGAACAAUGGUCAUGAAUUUCAAACAUGGAAAGACCCAGCAGCAACAAAUGGCAGACUUUCUCAAGCGCCAUUGCUGACCUCAACUCAAAUCCAAAACCAUGUUGGAGGUGCACUUCAGCAAGAUGACACUAGAGUCAUCAAUAAUGAUAUUAUUCCCACGCAAAUUGACAAGGAUGAGUUUGACAAUCAAGAUUCAGACGACGCUAACUAUUUGACUAAUUCAUUAGUAAAUAAUAAUUCCGCUCAAUUUUCAACCACUGUCCCAAUAGUCAACGGAGGAAUGGAAGCCGAUAUUGCAUCUGACAAUGAGUGGAACGAAAUAGAAUCAGACUUGGAUGAGUUUGAUAAUAAUCGUGACAAGGGUAGUGAUCAGAAUUAUGAUGAGGAUAGUGAACAUCAUCAUGAUGAUCUUGAUGAUUACCAACAGUCGAUGAAGCAGGUAGAUAAUUCGAUAAUGGAGGAAGAUCUAGUUGGUGACGAUGUUAAUGACUUUGAUUUUAAUGACGAAUGGGCCCAAAUCGAAGAUACUGAGGUUGCGCUGGAUUAA
Molecule: messenger RNA, 2319 nt
Organism: Lodderomyces elongisporus
Lineage: Eukaryota; Fungi; Ascomycota; Pichiomycetes; Serinales; Debaryomycetaceae
Gene: RRN11
Product: Rrn11p
Exons: 1
Coding region: 1-2319 (772 amino acids)
Biological process (GO): nucleolar large rRNA transcription by RNA polymerase I; transcription initiation at RNA polymerase I promoter
Cellular component (GO): RNA polymerase I core factor complex
Molecular function (GO): RNA polymerase I core promoter sequence-specific DNA binding; RNA polymerase I general transcription initiation factor activity; TBP-class protein binding
Source: RefSeq, a predicted model, not a curated record